UAAAAUAGCUUGAUGAGAGAAGGCGAUUUGAGCAAAAUGCGCGAGCGAUUCGCUUUCUUUCUCCACAAGAAGUUCUACCUUCGCUCGCGCGUUAUCUGUUAUCUGCGUGCUUUCGUGAUUUGCUACCUUGUCAAAAAAAAUGCGAGCGUCAUCACGGGAAAACCAGUAGAAAUUCGUUUACAAUGUCGCGAGCGAUUUUCGAUUCUAUGUUAUUCUUUAACUGCUCAAACGUAGGAAUUAAUUUUGACUGUAUUUUUUCCAUCGCUCAUUAGGCGCUUUGCGCGCCACGGUAGGCAUUUCCCAGCAUUGUAAAUCAUAAAAGGCUAUUUUUGAAGUCCCUUGGCUAUUUUUUUUUUUUACAUCAUGAAGCGCUCGGAUUUUACUUUCAUCAAUGAGGUAGAGCCAGGGACAAGCAGUGGCGAUGGAAUGACUGUUGGAUCUCAAAAUGCGGGGACUUCUUCAGAAGGCGAAUCUAAUGAAUACCUUAGAGAUAGCACAGGAGGGCUAAACAAAGUUGCUGUGAAGUCGAGAGCUUCAGAGAAAGGGAAAAAACAGACAUCUCCCAGUGCUCCUACUUUUACGAUUGUCGAUAUCGACCUGGAUAGAAGAAGGCCUACAAAGCUUGAACCUAUUACUCAUGUUAAUUUUGAGGGUAACAAUGAGCAAACGAAGGUGAGCCCGAAUGCAAGAAUGGAAUCAAUAGACAACCAAGCAUCAGCUCAUGAGAUAGAAAUGGAUGAUCUUAUCAAAGGACAUUCAGAACGGAGAUCUGCUAGUGUCUGGGAAAAAGGAAGUGAACCAAAUGCAAAUGCUCGUCACCGGCAUCAUUUAUCGUUGAGUUUUCCGCAUUUAUCCAUAGAUGGAGCUGCUUUUCAAAGUGCUAUUGAGAUGCGUUUAAAGUCUUGGCUCAAACCCAUGGACAAUAAAAUGAACAUGAAGGUAUUUGGCAGCAAAAGAGCUAUGAAAGAUGAGCAACUGAGAUAUAGUCGCGCCGGCUGGGUUAUUCAUCCUACUAGCAUUUUUAGGCUUUACUGGGACAUGUGGGUGCUGUUAUUACUUCUUAUCAAUUUGUUUGCUCUCCCGGUGCUCAUCUCGUUUUUCGCCGACAAUGUCAGCGCUCGAUGGAUUGCGUUCAAUGCGGUGUCCGACACUGCGUUUUUACUGGACAUUCUUUUGAACUUUCGAACAGGGGUUCUAGUGCACGGAUCACCAAACAAGUUCAUUCUGGAUCCAAAAAUCAUCGCAAAAAGGUACCUUAAGACGUGGUUCUUCAUCGAUCUCAUCUCGAGUCUACCGAUCGACUAUAUCGUUGAAGCAGCCACACAAUCUUCAACCAAAUCCCUGAUUGGCGCCACACGUACACUAAAGCUCUUGAGAUUCGCCAAGCUCCUCGGCCUACUCAAGCUUUUGCGCCUGUCUCGUCUUGUGCGAUACGUUCAACAAUAUGAAGAGAUCCUGAAUGUGACGCGGUCAGUUAUUCGCUUCAUCAAUCUUGUCAGCAUCAUCUUGUUGAUUGCCCACUGGAAUGGCUGCCUGCAGUUUUUGGUCCCUUACUUGCAGGACUUCCCCGAAACAUCAUGGGUCUCAAUACACAAUCUCAUGGAUAAUGACUGGUGGGAACAAUACUGCUGGUCCCUAUUCAAGGCGAUGUCCCACAUGCUCUGCAUUGGAUACGGCCGCUACCCUCCGCAGAACAUCGCCGAAGUGUGGGUAACAACCUUCAGCAUGCUGACGGGAGCGACGUUUUACGCGAUGUUCAUUGCCUACUGCAUCAACUUCAUUCAGCAACUGGAUUCACCCGGGAGAAACUACAGAGAAAAGAUUCAGCAGAUAGAGGAGUACAUGUCGUACCGUCGACUCCCGGUCGAGCUGCGCGACCGAAUGACGAAGUACUACGACCACCGUUAUCAGGGGCGCAUGUUUGACGAGGAGAAGAUACUUCACGAAAUCUCAAAACCCCUCAGAGAGCAAAUUAUAAACUACAACUGUCGAGAUCUCGUCCAGUCGGUACCGUUCUUCACGGAGGCGGAGCCCGAUUUCGUAUCUGCCAUCAUCACCAGGCUCUCGUUUGAGGUGUACCUUGAAGGGGACAUCAUUGUCAGAGAAGGGGAACUCGGUACCGAGAUGUACUUCCUUAGGGAGGGCGUGGUUAGCGUGACGGUGGGUGGCAAGCAUGCUAACGAACUCUGCGACGGUGCCUACUUCGGAGAAAUCUGUUUACUGACGAACGCACGGCGCACUGCGAGCGUGACGGCGAAGACGGUUUGCGAUGUUUUUAUUCUAAACGCCGAGCAUUUCCGAGACGUCGUCGACGAGUUCCCGACAAUGCGAAUCUUAAUGGAAAUAGUCGCUGAAGACAGGUUGAACAAGAUGGGAAAACCAGUCCAGCUGUCGACUUUAAACGCAAACUCAGGUCAGGUUAGGUUUGCGAGCUCUACUGAGAACUUCCCAACCGCUAGUCUUGGUGCGUCAACCUCAACCGCAAGGCGGGCCUCGCUCGAUGACGCACGGUACAGAAGGCCAUCUAAUGUAUGAUAAGAGAAAGACUACCGCGAUGGAAUUAAUUAUCUUUUAUUUAACCGAGAGUAUUUCAUUAUUGUCGAGUAUUGUAUUUUCCAAAUAAAAUAUGGAUUUUUUUAAACUGUAUUGUUGCCCUGUUCAUAGCUCGACUAUUUGUUUUUUUUUUUUAGAUAUGUAAAUAUUUAUUAUUACUGUAAACGUGGAAAUUUUGACGUGCAUUGUCGAUUUUUACGCGGUUUUAUAUUAGCGGGUUUUUUUACCGUUGAUAAUUCAUUUUUUUAAUUGUUGAUAAUUCAAUUUUUCCACGUUUAACAGUAUUAAAAAAAACAAUUAAUAUUUGUUUCUCGAACAAAAUAAGGUAUGUGUAGUCAAAGGACAAAUUUUGUUUACACCUGUUAAGAGAUUUAUAUGAGAAACAUAUAAUAUGGCUUUGGGAUUUUAAUUAAAAGUGUAAAAAUAAUAUCAGAAGAAGGUUUAAGAAAUAAAAAUGGGAGAUUGAUGA
Molecule: messenger RNA, 3022 nt
Organism: Nematostella vectensis (starlet sea anemone)
Lineage: Eukaryota; Metazoa; Cnidaria; Anthozoa; Actiniaria; Edwardsiidae
Product: potassium/sodium hyperpolarization-activated cyclic nucleotide-gated channel 2
Exons: 8
Coding region: 364-2535 (723 amino acids)
Biological process (GO): monoatomic ion transport; transmembrane transport
Cellular component (GO): membrane
Molecular function (GO): monoatomic ion channel activity
Source: RefSeq, a predicted model, not a curated record